CGCACGUGAGCUUGUGUAGCCCAGAAUUCUACUCGGUCAAGUGUGGUAGUGAUAGCAAAAUAACCUCCCCGCUCGACAGCAAACAUGUCUUGAUGCUAGAACACUGAACAGCUACAUUGAAACUCUCCGAAAAUGAUCAAUUCGCAAGCAAUGGACUCUAGAACUUUAAACCCAAGUGGAAAGAGAGAGAAUCGCGAUGAUGAAUCUGUUAUUUCAGUGACCGAGUCUUUUGAUAAUACAAGUUUCUCUGGCAAGAAAAAAGCAAAUUCUGAAUGCUCUCACAAAGUCAUCGAGAAGAGAAGGCGUGACAGAAUCAAUAGCUGCUUGUCAGAGCUGGCGCAAUUGAUCCCAUCAGCGCAGAAUGGAAAACAGGGAUCAGGAAAGCUGGAAAAAGCAGAAAUAUUGGAACUAACAGUUGAAUACGUAAAAAAAAAUCUUCAAAACCCAAAUCAAAUCCAACAGGAUGGGACGGACAAGGGCGCUAAUGAAAAAGAUAAUAAUCAACACAAGCCAGUUGUCACGAUGGCCGAGCUUCGCAAGUACUGGAUGGGCUAUAGUGAUUGUACAGCGGAAGUCCUUCGAUUCCUCGUCGCCGUGGAAGCUAUGGACCCUCAACAGCCUUGUUUCCAGCGUCUGAUGGCGCAUCUACGGCACCGGCACAACUUGAUGGUCGAAUACAAGGAAAACGGGAACAGCCAGGCGCAUCAUGGGCAAGGCCACCAUGGCAACAAGAAGAACAACGAGACGGGAACAUCUAAGGGGAAGUCACCGAGGAAGAAAUCCCACGCUGCCGUGGCUGAUGAGCCUGUAGCUUCCAGCAAGAAGCCGAGGUUAAAGGAGCCUCAGGAACCCCCGCAGAUGAAGUUACCGUUCAUUGAUUCGUUGGAAGAGGAGGAUAAGAAGAGCGGAAAUGGGAGCAUCAGCGGAAGCAGCAGUUCGAACGAGAACGGAAGCUCAAACGGAAACGGAAGUAGCGAUACUGGAAACGGAAAUGGAAACGGCAGCGACAGCAGCAGCAGCAACAGCGCCGGGUCGCUGCAAUUCGGUAACGUGUCGGGCGACAGUAACAUGCAUCUUCGGAACCAGUUCAUGCCUCAGCCUUACGGAAUGCCGACGUACGCCCUCCAUCCGGCAGGGACACACUACAUACCCGUCGCACUACACUCCGGAAUCCCCAUGCCGCAGAUGCCAUUCCCCAAUUUCAGCAGCAUGCUUCCGGUAGCGACAAUGCUGUCAGGGGGACUGGGGCCGUACCUCGGGGGUCAAAUGCAGAUGCCAGUAUUCCCGCCGAGCCCUCCUAUGAGUGGCAUCUUUCCGAACGGUCCCCUCAAUAUUCCUCCAUUUCCAGAAACGGCUGGGAAGCCUUCGAGGAGUCGCCUGAACCCGCAAGGAUGUAAAGACUGCAAGGUGGAACAGGGCCAAGAAGGGUCGGGCCCGGCAAGCGAGAACGAGUCCAAUUCCAGCGGGGACGAGUGCAGUUUUACAUCACGGUCGUCCGGAAAUAUGUCCGAGAUUGGAGUCCAAACAGACCACGCCCAACUGGAGUACGCAAACUCAUUCAGCCCUAACAGCCGAUAAAAGAAUGGGUAGAGGACGGGACAACACUAAACCGGACCACGCGAAUCAUUCACUCCGAUGUCAGCCCCGGGCGAGAGAAAAAAUUGCAAAUGUUGCAAAUGCAUGCUUGGAGACCCAUCAAUAUCGGCGGACGCUCACGAAGUUCCCUCCUGCGUCUUUUUCCCAAGCCGAAGAAAAUUGUUGCAAAAACAAUCGAUCAACCGAACUUGUUGAGUUUGUCACCAAACUGCGCCAGUUACAACAUUUGCGGAAAGAGUCUCUAAUGAGACAAACAAUGGUUGAAAAGGGACAAUCAACAAACACGGGAGACUAUUUCCAUUCUCAAGAAAAAAAUACAAAGUGCUCAGGAUUUGAAGGAUCGCUUCACGUGAAAUGAGAACCUUCGGUAUAGAUACGGGAAUUCUCCGAUUUAUUUGCUGCGAAGAACAGUCACCUAAGCUUUGGCAACUACGUUAGUGUCGAAACUGCUUAACGUUACCGGAACUACGUUAGUGUUGUUGUUUUUUAACACUCCGCAGAGAUUUCCCCUGUUUACCUAUUACUUCAAAACCUGUAUGCUCACACAGAACGUUGAUUUCGAACCUGCUUACCUUGACCGGAAAUCCAAAUAAUAUUGCGCAGGUAUCACGUGGUCAGGGCACUUGAACGCACUUUGAUUGGGUGUACUAACUUUGAUUGACAGUCGGUUAUCUGAAAUGCAUUGUUAGGUAAAGACCUCAGGUGGAUUUGAUUUUAUGGUUUGGCACUCCACCUUACUCGUAUACUCUGAAAACCCUCUGCCGUGUCAAAAUACUGAGCUAUCAUUGGCUGAUAAACCAAUUUUAUUGCGAAA
Molecule: messenger RNA, 2410 nt
Organism: Nematostella vectensis (starlet sea anemone)
Lineage: Eukaryota; Metazoa; Cnidaria; Anthozoa; Actiniaria; Edwardsiidae
Product: hairy/enhancer-of-split related with YRPW motif protein 1
Exons: 4
Coding region: 133-1578 (481 amino acids)
Biological process (GO): regulation of neurogenesis; anterior/posterior pattern specification; regulation of transcription by RNA polymerase II
Cellular component (GO): nucleus
Molecular function (GO): protein dimerization activity; DNA-binding transcription factor activity, RNA polymerase II-specific; RNA polymerase II cis-regulatory region sequence-specific DNA binding
Source: RefSeq, a predicted model, not a curated record